AGACAAAUCUAAACAAGCGAAAUCUCCAAGAGCGGCACCAAAAGAGAGACCUUACUCUGAAGUGGUCAAGCAACAAAGACAGAAACGCAAGCGGAAACAUGUAGCUCCCCACACCGACUCGAUGCCAGACAUCGAAGUAACGGAUCCUGUAGAUGAUACAGUUUCUCAAGUUGAGAGUGAAGACCAUUUAGGUAUUCCAGAAGCAGUACCAUAUUUGAAACCACUCAUGCAAGAUCAUGACUAUAUCAAUACUACAUGGGAUAGCACUCCUCCUGCAAAGAGACCGAGACCAGAAUCUACAUGUACAUCAAGAAAUGACAUUGCUCUUCAUGACCAUGACUAUGCUGAACCGUCAACAUCAUCAUCUGAGAACUGUAGUGAGUGCAGCAAAAAAGAAGACCAGCUAAUGGAAAUGAAUGGGAAGUUAAAGAAACUUGAGCAAAAAAUAAAGAACCUGAAAAGGUUGCCAAAGCGUAGUGUAUCGUAUGAUAUAACUAAUGUAGUUCUCAAGUCUGAUAAAACAGUGAAGGACUAUACUGGAAUAGAGAGUAGAGAUAAAUGUGUAGCACUUCAUGCAUAUGUAGAACCAAGAGUGAAAAAGCUACGUUACUGGACAGGAACAAAGAAGGAAAGUUCACCCAGGUCAUCACCGAGAGCAAAACGAAUUGGAACACCUCAGAAGCCAGGUCCCGCAAGGUCACUUAACAAUAGACAAGAGUUUAUCUUGGUGUUAAUGAAACUAAGGCUAGCACUAACUGUCUCUUUCUUGGCAGGCUUAUUUCACAUCACAAGCAGUACAGUAUCUCAGAUCUUUAAUACAUGGAUAAAGUUCUUAGCAGCUGAUCUAAAGCCAUUAAUUCAUUGGCCUGACAAGCUAUCAAUCCAAAUGACAAUGCCUAAGUCCCUGCCAAAAAAAUACCAGCAUUUAAGAUGUACCUUAGAUUGCACUGAAGUCUUUAUUGGUCGGCCAAGGAAUUUAACUAACCAAGCUCGUACUUGGUCUGACUAUAAGAAACAUAAUACUGUUAAAUUUCUCGUAGCAAUUGCUCCCAAUGGUAUGAUAUAA
Molecule: messenger RNA, 1066 nt
Organism: Lytechinus pictus (painted urchin)
Lineage: Eukaryota; Metazoa; Echinodermata; Echinoidea; Temnopleuroida; Toxopneustidae
Exons: 1
Coding region: 122-1066 (314 amino acids)
Source: RefSeq, a predicted model, not a curated record